UUUGCAAAAAAAUAAAAAAGUACGUUUUGCUUAAAUUAUACACUUUAAGAUAGUAAAAGAAAAGUAUUACAAAAUGAUAGUAAUAAGUUAAAAAACAACAAACACACGCUCAUAUAAAAAUCUCCUAAUGUAAUGUGCUAAGCAGACUAUAAAACCUCCUAAAUAAGCAUGAUGACCAUCUGGUCAUUGCAAAAGCAGCCACGAUCAGCGAACGAGUAAUAAAAACGAUGUAAAGCGGCCAUUAAAUCAACCACACAACAACAAGAAAAAACUGUUUGAUGAUAUCGUCAGCGCGUUUUUGCAUCUAAUGUUGAACAUCUUUCCGAGCACAAUCGUUUAAGCGAUUUUGCCACCGGUGUUACUCUGUGCAUCAUUCGCUAUGAUACUGUUUUUGCAGCGUUUCCGAAAGCUUUUAUAAUCUUUUAAUUAUUUAUUCCGAAACGGUUCGUAUGUUACCAGUUAACUCUAUUAUAAACGUUUAUAUUGAUAGUUCGUUUUAAUGCAUGUUUUUAAACAAACAACCGGUUGGAAUUAAUUAAAAGUGUUUUUUUUCGUCUCAAAAUACCACAAACAUGUUAAUUGAUAAGUAACAUAAAUCACACAAAAACAGUUCAAUAUUUGUUUUAUACGUGUCAUAAGCUCAGUCCGAAUGGCAUUUAGCACGUUUUGCACUAACCCUUGUAUGAAUCCCUUGAAACUACUAACGAAAGUGAUCGGUAAGUCGCAUAAAUCCCACUCACCCUGGCCUUGGUACAGGUUUGUCUAUCACGCACCGGAAAUUGCCUCAGACACUCUGUGCUGUCAAAUUUGUCGUCAAGCGUCACCUCCGAUUUUGCAACUCCAAUUAAUUUCAGCUCAUUUGAUUUUUAUGCUUUUGACGCGAAACUCUCCUAUAUUGGCGUGAGUCGUGGGCUUGCUUAGUCUGGCGUUUAGCUCUUUCUUUGCUAUUGACGUUGUGUCGUGCGUCUGUACAGUGUUUGGAUGAAUGAUCUAACUAAUCAUCGGUACGUGUCAAACAGGGUGGUUUCCAUUUGCAAAACACCGGCUAACAAAAGGGCAAACCAUCUGGUUAAUGAUCUUACAAGCCCUUGCGCUGGGGAACACACACCAACCUAAAACACGAAUGACAUUUGGAAACCGUUUACUCCACAUUUGUCAUCGAUCAACCGAGAGAGUAGCUUUAAACGAGCUAGCAUGGAUCAAAGCUGACCCAAAUUAAAAUCCUCAAAUUAGGCUCGUGCAAUCGAAGUUCGUCUGGAAUGCUACCAACAACGUCACACGAGAAAGUCUCCCUCGUGGAAGGAAGAAACAGACUGCGCAAGCAGGAAAUUCGUAAAAGUAGUGUAGCAUGUGCAUUCAUUGCGCAAUCAACUGUUGAAACGAAGGCAGAGAAAACUAUUUCCACGAUGCCAAUGAUCGCAUCAAAAAGCCGCUCACCAUCGAACGAUAACGGGCUUCAGUGGUUUGAUAGAAAAUUGAUCGCCGUAUACAUCACGCUGUCAAAACGCGAACGUGGUGAUGAAAAUUUUAUGCGAAAAUAAUUCCUGUACCUGUGGGCAUGAGAGCUAAGCAGUUUUCUUUGGCGAAUGAAUCUGCCAGUAAGUUCAAUUGAUUGCAGAGUUCCCGUCGACAUGUGAUCGAGCGGGAAGAUAGACUAUCAUCACCUGUCUUGAUAAAGCCAAGGUAUAUAUCUAAAUUCAAACAAAAAACGAUACGAGAAAUGGAUAGAGGAUAGAAAAUAAGCUAAUGCCAAGGGAAUUUAAUCUGAUAAGGGCUGUAGAUUUACAAUGAACAAUCACAAGUGUUGAAAUUUUUAUUGUUUUUAGUGUUUAGUGUAUCAACAUAAUGAAACUAUUUAAGUAAAAUGAAGUAUCAUGAUAUAAAAUUUUAAAUUUUCAUGCUAUAUCAACCUAAAAAAGAAAACAAAAAUAUAUUUGUUCUACAUUUAAACUGUUUUUUUAAUAACUUUUCAACAUUCAAGAUAGGAAAUUGAUUUUAAAUAAAUAUUAUGUAUUUGUUUUUAGUUCAAUUUGACAGAGGAAAUAGAUACAAAGUUUAGUUCAAUUACUAAAACAAUAGUACGCAUAUAAGUAACUAUUUUAGCAGUUGCUUGAAAACCAUUUCAUGUCUGAUAUAAUAUUUUCCUUCCAAUAGUACAGCUGAAACUUACAUUCCCUAGCCCACUUAGAGCAAGAAAGUGCAAACCACUAUCAAGAUCAGUGUCUUUGCCGAUUAUCUAAGAUGAAAGUGAAAACAAUUGGUUUCGAAUUCCAUUGUCACCUCAGUGCGCUCGUCGCUCUUGACGCGAUCCCACAACUCUUCCUCCCCGGUCAGACGAUUGCACCACAGGAAAUACAACUCCGUGCACCGGAAAUGUUCUUCGCUCACCAGCAAGCUGUAUGACAAUAACGAAACAAAAACAAAAAAAAACCUUGCCCCACGAAAAACAAUGCCAGCGAGAAAUCAAAUUUUAGUGCAGCGAAUAGAGAGAGGAAAAAACAACACAACACCGGACAACGAUGCCACGGUGACAAAAUGGAACCUCAUCAAUACGAUCCAAUACGCAAUCGAUCGCAUUCAGCAUCGUUUGUUGGCAUUUUUUCCGAACCCAUUAGCCAUUCGGUAAUCUUCAGCUGCGUGACGGGGGGUGAAGAUCCCAGUUGGAAAUGGAGCACCUACCCUGUUACGUUUAACACCCCUCGACUGACUGGUGGAAUAAUCGAUUUCCACUUCAAUUCGGUAAUUCGUUUUGGCACUCGAGCAUCCUUACCCCGCGUCAACACACCAUAACCGAUGGAAGGUCACGUUCGGGCUGCCCUCGAUCUUCGCGCCUGCACCGGUGGAAUGUCUAUCGAAGAUUCGUUUUCCAUUUCGUUGUGGUCGCAUCGAUCUCUCCUGCGGUCGUUCUUUGCAAAACGGGGCACACCGUACAGCGCAGUGCAGACACGUAUGCAUUCCGGUGGAAAAUCGUUACCGAAGGAAAAGCUAAUGGAAAGUGUCGAAAGCGAGAAGGCCAAAAACGCGCGGCCAGCGCGGCGUGAUGGCGAUGGCUCGUUACUAGAUCCCAUCGAUGUGCGGAUUCUUCACGCUAAAUAGCUCCAGUUUCCACUUUUUCCACACCGUUUGCCAUUUCGCUUUUCCAUCUGCACCCUUGUAAAGAUCGUCUUCAGUGCAACCGUUUUGCUAAACGGCUUAUUUGAAGACGGGCGCUCAUAAAACGGCAGUUAGCAAAUGGUGCCCUCCCAGCUCCCGCCUGGUGGCGAGGUUGUGCUACACUUUCUUUUUCGGUCGAUCGGCAUCUUCACGCGAAACAAAAGUGAAAAACAACAAAUCACAAACGAGAUCCACCCUUUUUUUUGCCAAGGCACAAAUUUGCUUCCGCAAAACCCUUCUGCCAUGGUGGCCUGAUGGUGCGAGCUGUACGGACUUUCCCUUUUGUUCCGGGAAAAAUCAAGAUCCGCUGAUCGAGAUUCGGCCAGUUCUUACAUUACGGUGCGGAGAAGUUUAUCCAACAUCAGCGCUUCCGCCGCAUGCACCGAAGUUUUCAUCGGAGGACAGCUGAAUGUGGUUCCAGUCUCCCCAGUAGCCCUACGGUGCAUUAACUUCCUGUCGUCGCUUUGUCGUGCACGUACCUCAGAAUUGGCCGGAACAUUAUGAUCGCAUUAGAGCGGCUUGGGAGCACCGCACAGGAACUUGGUGCUGGAACUGGAGCGAACUGUCAGAUUACCGGCGUCAGGUAAUGGACUUUCAGCAAUUGUAAUCAGUUGUCAUGCACUCUGCGAAAACCCAAAAGCUGAGGAAUGGAACCUUCCGCCGGCGGGUAACCAUUCCAGGUGAGGAGAAAAUCUGUUGCGAAUGGGAAAUGGUACACUGGCAAGACGAUGUCGACAUUCGAUCGGCAGGCCAUUCCCGACACAAAAGCGAACUGAUGUCAGGAAACGGUAAUUUAUCACGUGGUACUUUAGAAAUGAACGAUAAUUGAAUUUCCACCAUGACCACCAACGGGAUGAGGUAAUCCACGCCGUAUCCCAUAGGCACUGUCAGCCCAGGCAGCAGCUGUCGACGGGGCGCAGACUUUGCGAUCAGGGCGCAGAAAGAUCAACGGCUGACAGAUUGUGAAGAGCGAACUGUUUUAUAAUUGGUCCCGUGCCGGCGAAAUGAUGUAGGUGAAAGUGAUCGAUAUUUUCGCCAACAUUCAAGCGUUUUCAACGCACGUCAUUAGGGAAGAUGAUCUGCUAAUUGAAUAGGACAUUGCUUGAGAUGAAGCAAUGUUAAAAUACAAUUAAAUUAAUGUCUUUGAGUCACACAUUUUACACGACACUUUCAAAUCCGACGUCCCAGAACAGUAAUUGACCGGAACUGUCAUGUCUACGAAGCUCAUUAAAUGGUAUCAAUUUUCCGAAAUCUAUUUAACGACUUCACAAAAAUCCCCGCCACCUCAUCGUCACAUGAUUGACAUGCAUUUGCGCAACGGGCGAUAGAAACGCGAGGAAUCACCGAUUCCAUUGACAGACUCAAAAAUCGAUCGGCUGCUGUACAGAAGGCUGUAACCUUCUCAUUGUUGAUAAUUUACAUACGAUGAACCAAUCAUUCGUUGAAGCAUAUUUAGCGGCCCAGUGUUAUCUAUGAUAACUAUGAAUGAUAAGACAAGACAAAGCUAUAAACUGAGUCUCUCCCAAAGAGAAGAGCAUCAGUGUGUAUCGAUCAGUUUAAAGUUAUAGUUCGUGCGGUUUUGCAUAUUCCCGAAUCAAGAUGACAAGAAUCGUCAUAUUGGGGUUUUUGUUAGUGUUAAGUCUCGGAACAGUGCAUCCUCAGUUGGUUUGCUAUCAGUGCGAUGAUUGUGAGCUACAGCAAGAGAUCCCAAUUGUUUGUGGAGAUGUAGACUAUACCACUACAACACCUCCGGAUACAACCUGUCCCACCUGUGCUCCGGAACCAACGUUACCGACUACGCCGGAAUGGACAACCUCUACUCCGGACACUACGUGUCCAACCUGUGCACCAACCUUGCCCACAACUCCCAUUCCGACUACUUCUACACCUGACACAACGUGUCCAACGUGUGCUCCAACUCUUCCCACCACACCCAUACCGACCACCUCAACGCCUGAAACCACGUGUCCUACCUGUGCACCAACUCUUCCUACAUCUCCCAUUCCAACGACAUCCACACCAGUCGAAACUUCCACUCCAGAUACCACCUGUCCUACGUGUGCUCCUACCCUUCCCACCACACCGCCUCUAACCACCUCGACACCGUUGUCCACUACGACACUACCACCUCCAACACCUACGCAACCUACCACACCAUCCUGCCCGGCCGGAUGUUGUCCCUGUUACGGAGCUCGUUCCACGUCCAUCUUUGCGAUGGCAGCAAGCGCCACCAAGAACGCUCUGAUGGAUGAGUUCGAAGAGGACAUUCGAUCAACGCGUCAGCUACCGUUACCGAUCUAUGUUUGCUACACCACCGAACGCUUUGUGAACCAGCGACGCGUGAUCAGCCGUGGGUGUACCAAGCGGCAACAGUCGCUCACCGAUACCUGCACACAGCUCAGCGGUGGACAAACCUACGAACAGUGUUCGCUCUGCUCGUGGCAGCUGUGCAACCGAUAGGGCGGGAUGUAGACACCUAUUGUACCGGUGUAUCUCUCGUAUUAUUGUCAUAUUAUUGUGCUUCUUCGCACGAUGAAGAGGCCAGAUCAUCAAUCACGAUGGUAGUGACACCAGUAGCUCCUAGAAGAUUCCCCACCAUAAGCGGAAGUGUAUCGAAAUAAAGCAAACUCUAUGAUAAGCAUUCAAAUGUUGGGGCGUAUGUUGGGUGAGUCAGAUAGUGGACGCACAUGGCGCCGUAGAUAAGCGGCUGUUGUGGGGGUUUCAAUCUAAACCGAGUGGCUGUUACGACAUUGGCGGCUGUUCAAUUUGAGAUUAAAAUAGACACCUUCCGAAAGGUUAUGUGAUGUCCUCCAGGGAAUAGAAUUGUGUCAAGUUUUCCAUUGUUUCCAACACAUUCCUUCAAAAAGCGAUAAGUCCAUGUGGGUAAAGUUCAAUUGCUUAGAAUUUGCAUCCCGAACCUACCUUACGUUAUGAUGCACAAGCCAACCACACAGAGUGCUGGAGGUCUUUUGUGUAUGUGUGUUCAAAGAUGGCUUUACCUACAUCGGCUCUUACCAAUUUUUCAUUCACCCCAUUCAGCAGAUCGGUACUCACCACAAAUGGUCCUCAAACCAUUGAACAUGCACGCAUCGACAAGCACACAUCGAAGGUUGAGAUUUGUUUCCAACGCCAUAUUUGUAACGCCUGCAGCACCUCUCGAUUUGGCAGCUCGAAGAAGGAAGGCUUUUUCCGUGUUCUCCUUCUAUUUUGGUGUGCGCCGUUCGCCUCCGCCGUACAUGCACUUGCCCCGAAGGAAACCAGUUAGCUUCCCUAAUGCAUCCCGUAAUUUCAACCCUUCCUCAAUUCCCUUCCUACCCACCUUCUCUACCUCCCCAAACGUCUGGCAGUCUGCUUCCCACAAACUGUCCCUUUAUUUUCACUCCACCUUCCUCUGAGCAUUACGUAAUAAACGAUCUGAUUAAUUUGAUGUCGUGCCGGUUCGGUUCCCUUCGGUCGGUUAGUUGGCCGGCUGGUUGUUCGCAUUUUUCUCCAUGCCGUUGUCUCCCUACCCCACUGUCUCUCGCACUGGGGCAAUAUACGGUCCGGGCCUUAUUUAUGGUCAUGUGUGAUGCUUUAUGACACGGUCGCGAUCGCGAACCACGACCACGAACCAGCUCGCGGCAUCCCGGUCGACUUGCAUAUCGAUUGCGAUCGACGUGCACUGGACGUGAAAACGAGAGCUAAUGGAAAAGAAGAAAGGACCUAACGCAAACCUGGAAGGUGGACGAAGGUGCGAAUGCGCUCGCGUACGAUUUGCAUAACAAUAAAUUGCAGUUCCCCACCGCAACUGACCCACACGAGAAGGAAAAAGUGUUCUGCGCGCUAGAAUCACGCGCGGAAUCUCGGCGCGAAAGCGGAAUUGGAGUACAUUGGAGUGCAUUAGGAAAGGGAUGGCAUACCAGCUGUUUCAGCAGGGGCUUUCACUUUCUGUCGUAAUUCGUGCGUUUUUUUAUUGGUGGGAAAAUGUGGAAAAUCAGUUACAUUUUUUAACGGCGUUGAUGUCAGUUUUGUUUGAAAAUCCUUCUGAUAUGCAUUCAUUUUAUUUAUUUUGAUUAGAAUUAGAAUUAUUUUUAAAUAAUUUAAAUUAAUCAUGUACGAUCAACAGCAAAUGUAAACUAAUUUUAAUUGUGGUGUAUUUUUAAAGUAAUGUGUUUUUACCGAUAAUUAUUAAAUUGCAUAAAUUAAGAAUAACACAACAUUCCUCUAGAGUUAGAAAAGUAUCGAAUAAAUGUCUUCCUCUGACUACAACAGUCUACCUUUUCAAUAAGGUAGUAUAAAGUUAAGAAGUUAAGUAAUCGGAAGAAUAAAGUUACGAGGAUUACGUCCAGUGCUCAUGUUGAAGUCCAUAUCUCCAUGGUAUCCUUUUAUAUAUUUCUUAUUUUUAGUUAUUGGAGCUAAACAAUGGUAUCUAUCGACUCAGUUUUGUCUAGUAGAAGGGAUAUUUGGAAGAUAGAAAUAUUCUAUUCGGAAGAUAGAAAAAUAUUAUUUUGAACAUUUGAAAUAAAACGGAAGAAUUGAUAUUUUGGAGUCUUCUCGAGUACUUAACAACAUUCCUUCAUUCUAUUGGGAAUUGAUUUUCACAGAUAUACAAACAUAUGUUAGAGACACUAUUGGAAUUUCCUUGUUAUAUAUUAACACAUGAAACUUAAAAAAAUGAAAAUAAUUAAAAGACUUACUUUCACUGUACGACUUUUGAUUAAAUCCAGAAAUGGCCGGCAUUACCUGUAAAGACAUUAAACCAAGAAGAAAUAAUUAAAUUAUUCAUAAAAAGAACUUUUUUCUCUUUAAUUAGGACAGAAGAAAGAAUCAGAUAACAAAGAGACAUGAGAUAAUUUCAAAAUAUUACGUUUAAAUUCACUAAAUUUUAACAUAAUCAACCUUUUUAGUAGCAUCAACCAAUCUUUUGACUAUUCUAUCAUCUGAACCAGCUAUCUCAAGUAGUACGGCUUGACCAGUUACAUUAUCCGUAGAUAAAAAGUCCAUUUAGUAGGACGAACAUUCAACCGGUACUUUCCCGCAUUCAGACAGACGCACGAUGUAACCCCUUGGAUAACUCCUGUAACGUCCCCAAAAUCAUACACGGGACCCGUUGUUUUAGAUCACAUAAAAAAGGCAAAUCGCUUACCAAGGGAAAGAAACGAAAGCAAAAGUGAUCGCUAAAAAUUAACUCACUUUCAAAGAAUGCCAUUGUUUCUGUAUCGCCGUGCCGGUCGAGCAAAAGGGUGCCUUUGCUUUCCUUUAAAGCUUGCAAAUCCACCAGCGCAACAGAUAGACCCUUGCUACAGUUUACCUUCCCACUUGAAUCUAAAGGGAACAUUGGUGGCCAACGCGGGUGGAGAAAUUGGGGAAAAAAGAACACAGCGGGAGGUCAUUUAGUUCGGCAGUAUGGUGGUUCGCGAAAAAUAAAUACACAUAUCUAUCUCACGAUGGACAGAGCGCUGGCGGUUUCGGGCUACGGUCGCAAAAUUGGACGACUUCUUGCCCUUCCCGCCGUUACCGUGUGGGAGUUAUGUAAUGGGAGAAAAGAAAUUACCACCAGCGGUGUUCAUAUUUCUCCCAGCCGCAUAAAGAGACCCCUUUCAUAAGCGCACGAGCGCACCGCAACAAAUCACUGAGCAGGUAUCGUUGAAGAAUUGUCCUGGCGAGCAUUUGUAAGGUUGUGUGUGUGUGUGUGUCGCUCGGGAGUCCCAUUUUUUUUGUUUCGUCUCUUGAAUCACCAUCCACUGUCUAUGCGGGGUCCGGCACAAUAUUAUUAGUAUCUUUAUUUCGUCUUAAUUCUUUUUCUGCUCCGUUUUGUAAUGCUUUGGGGGCCUCCGUGAUCGUGGGGGCUCGAAAUAUGUGUCAGCGGUGAAUGUGCCUCCCGAUCGUACAUUAUACACAUGCAUGCACUGGUGGUACGAUGCAGUGGGAGAAAGAGAGAUGCUUAUGCUUUUUAUGAUGGCGCUAAUGUGGCCGUUUGUCAAGACCUGCGAGUUUGUCGUACCGCGCAAUUUGUCGGGUGGUCUUAGAAAGCAACAGGCAAAAUGACCGCUAAGUGCAGGUCAUCGGGAAAUAGUAGCCGGGUUUGUGCAAAGGCACAAUGUCGACGUAUGUUCGGUUAGUGGUAUCCUGUUUUUUCAUGAUAAAUUUCGUAAAGUGAAACGUAUUUCCUUAUGAUAAAAAAAUAAAAGAACGCCUAAUUUAUUAUACUUUAUAGCGUUAACUGACGUUGAAAACACUUAAAAAUAGUUUUAUUUAAAAAUUUAUUGACUACAAUCUACCCCAUCAUUAAACGUAAUUUUUAGCCUCAAACUGUCGAAACGAAACCUUUGAAGAUUUCUCCAAAUUAUCACCCGUCAUAAACAUUUCUCCGCCACAUUCAACCUAUGCUUAAUUGUCAUGUUAAUCCAUAUUUUCAUUAUGACCUAAUCGGAUCAAACAAACGAUCAAAACGGGCAAAAGAAAAAAAAAUAAAACCCCGCCACAAAAUGAAUUAUUCAACACUAAUCCGUCCGAACAAAAAUAAAAAAGGGAAAAGAACCUCAUGCGGACAAAACCGAACGAAAUAGUAAAUAAAUACAGCUUCCCGAAAACACGAAUGUCAACACCACAAAUGAUGUCCACCGUGCGCAAACAUACAUGCCGUAAAAGCAGUGAAUAAAGCAAAAUAAAUAAAACAGCAGCGAAAGAUUCACACGCUGUGCCAUCUUCAGCGCGUGUGCGGCGGCAAGAUAAAGCCCGACAACACCCCGAAAAAGACGCUUGUUCGCGUGCCGGUCUUCUGCGCCUUGCAAGCGUGAACAUGCGCAA
Molecule: messenger RNA, 9942 nt
Organism: Anopheles funestus (African malaria mosquito)
Lineage: Eukaryota; Metazoa; Arthropoda; Insecta; Diptera; Culicidae
Product: proteoglycan 4-like
Exons: 3
Coding region: 4753-5613 (286 amino acids)
Source: RefSeq, a predicted model, not a curated record